This is a messenger RNA of Trichophyton benhamiae CBS 112371, 681 nucleotides long. RefSeq lists its product as uncharacterized. The record is from RefSeq and is a predicted model, not a curated record. NCBI's taxonomy places the organism in Eukaryota, Fungi, Ascomycota, Eurotiomycetes, Onygenales, Arthrodermataceae. The transcript is spliced from 2 exons. The coding region runs from base 1 to 681 and encodes 226 amino acids.
AUGUCUCAGGAGAGGACAGACGUGGAGCUUGAUAAAGAGUGGAAGCCCAACGGCAGACGGCCUCAAUCGUCAGUCUUUCUUCUCCCUUUCCAUUUCAUUCAUCCAUCCCGUCUUCUGUCCCAGUUUGAAUCGUCCUUUGUUGACUUGUUUCGUUGCAGAACCAUGGCUCGCUCUCUUGCUGCUGCGCUUGAUAAUGCUUUCAUGCUCGACUCGGAGGUUGACAACCUCACCAACUCCAUCCACUAUAAAACUCAAAAGAAGAAGGGAAAACUAGAAACAGCUGCUAAUGGUCUGAUGUAUAGACAAACAUUGGUAUCAAUGCAAAGUCGCGAACUCGAGGCGCUGGAAGCUAGACUUCGAGCCACCGAGAAUCGUCUAAGAAUGCAGAAGGGGGAGGCACCCCUUGAGCCCGUCAAGGUCAAUGACGGUGCUAAUAAUGAUAAUGUUACCUCUCAGAAUGGCUCGCUCAGGGACAGAACGCCGCUGGAGGUCUCUACCGCGGACAAGGAGCGCGGCCUGCCACCGCUCUCCACGCCCAACCAGUCCGACGAUGGCUUCACCACCAACGCUUCCACCUCCCCAGCAACCACAGACCAGGACGAUGAGGCUGCUGACCAUGCUGGCGUUCAUGGUCGAGGCGACGCGCAAAAUCAUUCUGAGGGCAAGCAGGGAUGGUCUUGA